AUGGAUAACACAAAACGUUCCGCACGAGGAGAGCGUGGAGAGCGAGUUAAUGGUCAGAUCAAACUCACGGGUACCAAACUCACCAGACGUCGUAUACCCCUGUCAUGUCAAGCUUGUAGGGUCAGAAAGUUAAAAUGCAACAGAGAAAAACCAUGCCAAAACUGUGUAGUAAGGGGAGAUAUAGCCAUCACUACUUGCUCAUAUGCCGAGAAGAAUGAUGCUCGUUUACUGAGGCUCUAUACUUUGCAACCAGAACAAGAAGAUAUGAGAGCACGAAUCAAUCGAUUGGAGAGCUCAAUUCUAUCUGUAAUUUCUAGGGAGAAAAAGAACAACAUCUCUCCUCUCCCUCCAAGUCUCGGAGAAAAUAAUGAUGAUCAUGCCGGUCAAGCAGGUGGCCAAAAUCUUCUGUCGAUACAAGGACUCGGAGCAAUGAAAGAUGCAUGGAUUGAUGAACACGAUCAAUUCGAGACACCAUUGCCACCAGCAACAGCUUUAUAUCGACCAAGUCUAUUAGGGAGUCUUACUGAACCACCUGACCGCGCAACGAUACUUGCAUCUUUACCUUCCAGGAAAGAGGCAGAUAAGCUUAUUGAACGAUUCUUUGAAAGUUAUAACCCUUCCAUACCAGCAUGUUGUAAGUGGCCACUGACCAGAACUAUAUCUAUACCGGAUGGGUGUAUCAAGGAAGCUCACGAAUAA
Botrytis sinoallii is the source of this 699-nucleotide messenger RNA. RefSeq lists its product as uncharacterized. Lineage: Eukaryota; Fungi; Ascomycota; Leotiomycetes; Helotiales; Sclerotiniaceae. Bases 1 to 699 code for a protein of 232 amino acids. The record is from RefSeq and is a predicted model, not a curated record. Gene Ontology annotation, cellular component: nucleus. Gene Ontology annotation, biological process: regulation of transcription by RNA polymerase II. The transcript is spliced from 2 exons. Gene Ontology annotation, molecular function: DNA-binding transcription activator activity, RNA polymerase II-specific; RNA polymerase II cis-regulatory region sequence-specific DNA binding; zinc ion binding.